UUGUACAGUACGAUUGGCCGGCCCGGAGGCGGCGGGUCUUUCGCUUUUCCUUCCUGCCUGUCUCCUGCCUGUCUGACGAGAUCAACCUCUUUUUCUCGCCGAAGGUUUCGCCACGCGAGACUCGAGUUUCGUCAAUUUUCCCGAUCGUCGGAUUAAGAUUUCGGGAAUCUCGUCUCUCUUCCUCUCGCUUCGCGUUAAUUCCUUUGGACGUCGCCGAGAAGAUGAGGAUGGCAUAACCGUGAUAACCAGCGCCUGAAUUCUGGAUUACGCUGGGACGCAAACGUGGCGUGAGUGAACAGUCUCCAUCUUCGAUGUUGGGCUACUAUCAGACGGAAUCCAUGCCAAAUUCAGCGAUGUCGAUGCCGGCGCCGGCACCGGGCGGCGGCAUGGUCGCUGGCCUAGAGGCGAUGAACUCGGUGAAGAGUCUGGUGUGUAGCCCGGACCUGACGAUGUUCGCCGCGCCGAGAUGUAGCGGCGCGAAGACGACGGACUCGGCCAGGCCAGCGACAAUCGCGACGGCGACGGCGACGGCGAGCUGCAUCGGCGGAAAGUACCAAUGCGUGAUCUGUCAAAAGAACUUUGCGCAGAAGAACGUGUACCAGAAUCACCUGAGGUCCCACGGCAAGGAGGGCGAAGAUCCGUAUCGCUGCGACAAGUGCGGCAAGACGUUCGCCGUUCCAGCGCGGUUGACGCGCCACUAUCGCACCCACACAGGCGAGAAGCCGUACGAGUGCGAGUACUGCAGCAAAUCGUUUUCGGUGAAGGAGAACCUCAGCGUCCACCGGCGUAUCCACACGAAGGAACGGCCGUACAAAUGCAACGUGUGCGGCCGCGCGUUCGAGCACAGCGGCAAACUGCACCGUCACAUGCGCAUCCACACCGGCGAACGGCCGCACAAGUGCAGCGUAUGCGCCAAGACGUUCAUCCAGAGCGGCCAGCUGGUGAUACACAUGCGCACGCACACCGGCGAGAAGCCGUACGUGUGCGAGUCGUGCAAAAAGGGUUUCACCUGUUCGAAGCAAUUGAAGGUGCACACGCGCACCCACACCGGCGAGAAGCCCUAUACCUGUGAGAUCUGCCGCAAGGCGUUCGGCUACAACCACGUGCUCAAGCUGCACCAAGUCUCGCACUACGGCGAGAAGGUGUACAAGUGUACGAUCUGCAACGAGACCUUCAACUCGAAAAAGACGAUGGAGCAGCACAUCAAGAAGCAUCCGGAAUCGCCGACGUCCCUCGCCUCGACCAUCACCGACAGCGGCGUCUCCUCGCCAUCGGCGCCGAUCGAGCCGGAUAUCGAGAUUUCCCAGGGUGGCGUCGGUGAAGGCGGUGGCGGUCUCGGUUCGGCCGUUGUUCCGGCGAGCCCGGAGGGUCUGCUCGCAGGGUCUAUCGCCGGCGUUGACGACAAGGAGAAUCGCAUGAAGACUGAAGAGGCCUAUCCGGAUUCGACGACGAGUCCUUACGCUGUUCAACGCGAGUUGGCGUAUUACUUGUAUUCUGGUAACAGGGAGCAGCAGUAUUCGCAGCCGGUGGCCGCGCCGCCCGUUAACACGACGGAAACCGUGCUCACCGACGUCGAGGAGAAGCGCUUUCAAGCGAGCGUAGUGGUGAGCUCGCCGCUGGAAUCGGUCACUCACUACCAUCACCACGUAUUCUUUUAUCCCGAACCGGCGUAUUCCAAUUUUGGUUUGACUUCUAGCAGCGGCGUUGACCUCGAAACCGCCGAUUGCUCGUCUCUACUUAAUUUGCCGGGUAACGAUGCGCGUCGCAGAGUCGAGGCCGCGCUGGAAGCGGUCGAGGAGGAACGUCAGAGGCAAGAGUGCGACGGUGUCGGGAUCGUCAAGAUGGACCGGGAUCCGUUGCUCACGCCGCCCAGCAGCAAUCCCGAGAGUCCGGCGUCGUCGCCCGAUCUGGCGCUGGAUUUGGCGAUUCCGCCGCGGGAAACGCUGAUUCUGCCUCCCAGAAAGCGCAGCAAGAUGAUCCUCCAGUCCAUGGAGAGCGAGUACAGGAAUAGCGUCGGCCUAAUCGCGACCUCGCAGAGACAAAAUUCUGUCAUUCAGUUCGCGCGAGCUUCAUAGUUGAUAUGCGGAAGCUAAUGACGAAGCUUCGCGAAGACUUCACGUGACUUUGGAAACUAAAGGAAGAAGGAAUUUUCCAAAAGGUAUCCAUCUGAUGAUCAAAAAUGAAAAUUGGAGCAAUUCGACAUCUGAGACAAGCUGAAGAACUAACGUUGGAAAUCUUUGCAAAUUCCACUAGUCUUUCGACGUCGAAUGAUAAUCGCAAAGCGCGUAAACGAACUUAUGAACAUUUUAACUUAACGAUCGCGAUGAGCAAAACUGUAUCCACCAAGUCCCGUUGUUUUCGAAAAAAAUGGACCGAAGGAAGAAACUCAUUGUUUCUCUUCGGCAAUCCUAAUGUGAGACAUGACGCAAGUGUAUUGCAGCUCGUCAGCAUCUUAUCUUUCCAUUCACAGCCCGCAUGGUUAAAGAAGGGCUGAUGGCAAAUCAGCUCGAUAAUCGAGAGUAGUCGCACUUGUUACUUAAUAGUAAUAUCGAUACUAAUUAAUGCGUAGUCCGUCACUGGACUAUAUGUAUUUUCCUAAUAGAUUGCGGGCGACAACAAUACGCUCGCGAUUAUCUUCUCAACCUUGUUCGAUAGCUUUUCAGCCUUCAAGGCGCGUAACGUUGGAGGAUAUAGAGACGAAAAAAAGAGACUGGAUAUUCCUUCAUCGGGAGAAUCGCACCGAUUGUAAGCGUGCUCGAUGAAGUAACUGCGCGAACGUAACUAUAUAUGUGCUCAAUAUUAAAACAAUUUAAUUCUACAAGAGUAAUUUCUUUACA
Messenger RNA from Camponotus floridanus (Florida carpenter ant), 2837 nucleotides. RefSeq names its product zinc finger protein 835 (gene Kr-h1). NCBI's taxonomy places the organism in Eukaryota, Metazoa, Arthropoda, Insecta, Hymenoptera, Formicidae. The coding region runs from base 312 to 2075 and encodes 587 amino acids. The record is from RefSeq and is a predicted model, not a curated record. Gene Ontology annotation, molecular function: DNA-binding transcription factor activity; RNA polymerase II cis-regulatory region sequence-specific DNA binding. Gene Ontology annotation, biological process: regulation of transcription by RNA polymerase II. The transcript is spliced from 2 exons.